Alternaria alternata is the source of this 1199-nucleotide messenger RNA. RefSeq lists its product as hypothetical. Bases 36 to 920 code for a protein of 294 amino acids. Lineage: Eukaryota; Fungi; Ascomycota; Dothideomycetes; Pleosporales; Pleosporaceae. The record is from RefSeq and is a predicted model, not a curated record. The transcript is spliced from 4 exons.
UUGUGGCUCCAACCUAUUUCCUACAAAAUCCUGCCAUGACCGAGAUUACACCUGGGCGGAUCCAAAAUGGUUAUCCCGGACUUGCGAAACUGUUGGCACAAGAUUUAAACGAAUGGUCAGGAGUCUUCAAGCAGUUCGCUGAGCUCAACGUCCGCAACUUGCUGUAUAUGCAGGCUGAACUUCUUUGUUUAGAACAAGAACUCGAGGCUAUCACUCAUGUUGAUGAGAAUGGAAAUGAUCCGACCACGAAGAACUUCGCCAGAAGUGUAUGGGAGAUGAAGAAAGCGCCCAACAGCCCGCAGUGGGACAAGAUCCUUGAGAUCAGAAAGAAGCUAAGGGAAUACAACGAUUGUUUGCUCCAACAAGCCCGCGUUUCAAAGCUGGAUCGAGCCCAAGUCUCCGAUUCGAGAUGGUUGAGAUACUGGUUACAGCACAAUGAAGGUGGUAGAGACUUCCUCAAAGGAUGCGAACACCGGGCGUAUGACGAAUUGGAGCAGCCAGAUCUUAUCGUUGUGUCAAACAAGUCUUCUGAUGACAAGUUCUUACAGUGGCUAGAGCUGAGCUUAGUACCUCGCCUUCCCAACAUCAUAUACGAUCUUCUCGAACCGAUAGUCGGAUCAGAGAGGCUAGUCAGUCGCAUCAAGCUUGGAAUCCUACGAAAAAUCGCUCGAGCUCUGGUUAUUGUAUUGUCUGCCAUCUUGCCAUUUACAGCCAUUGUCGCACUGUAUUUCAUAGAAAAUCUUCGGCAUAGGAUCGCUAUGAUUGCUGUGUUCUCAGGAGUAUUUGCCUUGGUCUUGACUAUCUUCACGACGGCCCGUCCUGUUGAGAUAUUUGCAGCCACUGCGGCGUUCACUUCGGUGCAGGUAGUUUUCGUCGGUGGAACUAGUAUCGAAGGCGGGCAAUGUCAGUGCGCUUCUUAGCAGCACUUUGAGCUUGAUGAACCUACAUGUGCAACAAGAUACCGGAUCCUUCCUCUCUCUGACGCACAUCAAUUACGUUUUUCUCAACGGUACACGAUUGACGUGGUGGGCGACAUUGCAGAGUACUUCGAUGAAAGCCAGCCGCAAGAAGUCCAAUCAGGCCCCUCACAGUUUACCGCAACAAAAGCCGAACCAUUCUAAGUUCGUUUUGGCUCGGGUACGGAACAUGUCGUCGUUGAAGUGCAUCGUUUGAAUGAACAAACCCAUUCGUCACUGGCU